AUGGAGAAGGAACGUCAUCAUAUUCACGACGACGACGAUGAAGAAAUUUGCGACCAGAGGAAAUCGAGAACAGCUAGGCAGGCGUUAGAAGAGUUUUUCUUCCCGCUGUUUACGAACGAGAAAGAAGAGGUCUCGGAACGAUGUCCGUUCAAGAAAAGUAGAGAUGUAUAUCGAGAAAUCGAGAGCAGAAAAACGCGUCGGCAUAACAAAAGGAAAAAGGAGGAAGAGUGGAAAGACGUGGACGGAAAGGUAUUUAAAUCUGAAGCGGAUAUCGACGCGUACCUGAGUGGACGCUUUUUUAAAAGCACGAAAGGAGAUGUCUGUCUCGCAGAUUAUUGCGACGUUUUACAGUGCGACGAGUAUUACGAGUCUUUAGAAACGUCUUCGUCGUCCUCGACAUCCUCCGGAGAGAAGGACUACGCCGCGAAAACGAGAGCCGGAGCGCACUGUUACGCGUUGACGAAAACGUGCUUUCCUGAACGUUCAGAGUCUGCGGUGCAAGAGAAGAACGCGAGGCGGUUUGAGAGCAUAUUUUGCGACACUUUCGUUGGCUUGCACCAAGAUGGACGGAAUGCAUUCGCGCAUAUACGCAAACAGGAGUAUAAGUAUCCAGGACACGUUCGCCACGCGAAUACGAACAUCGACGCUUCCGCAUCACCUUCCUCAUCAUCAUCAUCAUCAUCAUCUUCAUCAUCUUUCCUCAUUAUAUCCACCCUUUUCACAUUCCUUGGAUUUAUAUUCUAUCUCCUCUUCUUUCUCGCGCCUUCCAUCAACCGCCGCGCGAGCGGCUCAGAUUUGAAAGCGAGAAAAGGAAGACGGACCGCGUCGAAGAAAAAGUCGACGAAAGAUGUCGCGUUUGAUUUUUUUAAUCACGCGUUGAUCUUGUCCGGUUUUAAACCGAAGAAGAAGCGGUAUUAG
Molecule: messenger RNA, 918 nt
Organism: Bathycoccus prasinos
Lineage: Eukaryota; Viridiplantae; Chlorophyta; Mamiellophyceae; Mamiellales; Bathycoccaceae
Exons: 3
Coding region: 1-918 (305 amino acids)
Source: RefSeq, a predicted model, not a curated record